AGAGGGCUCCCUCCUGCAGCCGUCAGCCUCUUCAGCGCCCUGCCCAGGCCAUGUCCCACCUGCUGCCCCUGCUCCUGCUCCUGCUCGUGCCAGCCGGGGGCUGCUGGAGGGAGGAACCCCAGAAACUCUGUGCCCACCGCUUCAUCCGGGCCCUCGUCCAGGUCUGUGGCGGCCCCCGAUGGAGCCCCCCGGAGGGCCGGCAGGACAGCGCCAGGGAUGACCAAGAAAUACUCCAGUGGCUCCAGAACAGAGCCUUCCGGGGACUGGCGCCGGACGGGAGCAUGGACGAGAACCUGGAUGAGGGGCUGGCCGUGGGUGCCGGGGAACCGGAGUCUCCCUCGGGCAUCCGCAGGGCUCCACGUUGGCGAAGAGCCAACAGCAGCCCAGCCCAGCACUGCUGCAUCAAUGGCUGCACCAAACAGGACCUGCUGGCCUUCUGCCCCCAUUAACCCCGAGGGAGGCCCCCCGACUCCUCCAGUGCCUCCCUAGAAGGUCAAGGGAAUAGAGCACGGCUCUGGCCUGAUCUGGGGAAUGGUACUGGGCACUCCAGGCUGGCCUCGCUCAGGCACAGUCACAGGAGGAGAGAAAGAAAACCAAGAGGUCCUUCGCUCCACUGACCCCCGGCCCCAAUGAUGUGACUUCACUUGUGAUUGCCCCAGUAAAAAGCCCUGAGACACUG
Molecule: messenger RNA, 679 nt
Organism: Monodelphis domestica (gray short-tailed opossum)
Lineage: Eukaryota; Metazoa; Chordata; Mammalia; Didelphimorphia; Didelphidae
Gene: INSL3
Product: insulin like 3
Biological process (GO): adenylate cyclase-inhibiting G protein-coupled receptor signaling pathway
Cellular component (GO): extracellular region
Molecular function (GO): hormone activity; G protein-coupled receptor binding
Source: RefSeq, a predicted model, not a curated record